AUGUUGUAAUAAUACGAUUCUUUGGUUGUAGAUGCCAGUUUCAUUCAUAAAAACUACACUUAAAUGAGUGUGAUUGGAAAAGGACGUGAUUUCUAUUUAGGGAUCACUUCUAUCAGCUAUUUAAUGCAGCAUUAGAAAGAAUAAGGCAGAUACAUUUUAUAAGUUUAUGAAAACUUAGGUCAUGAUCUUUUUAGAACUAAGGUACUCCAAUUAUAGAGAGUAAUGCUUUAAUGUGUUAAUGAUGUUAAUACUAGGAUAAUCUUGAUUGCAGAAAAAUAGUUAAAUGAUAAAUAAUCUGAUUUAUAUGUACUUUAUCAAUUGGAUGAACUGAGUGAGAGAUUAGAUUAAUACAAAUAAUUGAACUCUGAAGAAGCGACUAACCUUUUGAUUACAUUUUGUAAAAAUCUUUUAAUUACAGGUUCAUUUUUGAUUUAUCCAUAGGGCGUGUAACUUAUGAAUAUUUAGAUCUAGCUCCAUAGAAUAUCUAUGUCAAAGAUAGUAAUUUUGUUAUAUCAAAUAUGGGAAUAUCAUAUAAAGGAUCUAAAUUUCAUAGGCCAUAUACUCCCAUCACUGAUAGUUUUAAUAAAGAGAAAACUGCAUUAAAUAUGAUAUACACAUAUUCAUUUUAAGCUGGAUUGGUUGUUUUGUGUGCUAUUACAAAAAUAAAUUCAGCAGAGUUCUUUUUUGAAGAUGGAUAAUUGAAGUCCAAAUUAUUAUAAGAGGUUUUAAAAAUGUUUAGGGAGAAACAUCAAGAUUAAGAUAAAUUGAAAUUGAAGAAAUAAUUUAUUUCAUUAUCUAAAAUAGAAAAACCAUUUGAUACUGAUAUUUCUAAAAUUAUCCAUUUUUUAUCCUAGAUUUUAUCUUUGGAUUAAUAGAAAAGAUCUAUAUUUUCAUUACUUAUAUGUCAUCCUGAGAAUCCUCUUAAAGUGGAGAAUCCGUUUUUCUAAGAACCAAUAGAUGUAGAAUAACAUUAUGUAGGAUUUGGGAAAUUAGAUGGAAUGAAAAUUGUACCUGAAGGUUAUGGAUAAGCUAAAUUUGGAAAUGAAUAUCAUUAUGGAAUGUUUUAAAAUGGAAAUUUGACAGAUGAUGGUACUAUUGAGAUUAAAUAAAAUAAUAACAUCAUUUAUAAAUUUUAGAAUUUAGUUGUUGUUUAAAAGUAUCAGAAAGCUAUAGCUGAGUUAAAUAAAUAUAUUUUUUGGGGAGAAUUCGAUGAUAAAUAAUUUAAACCUAAUGGAGAAGGUCUUUUACUUAAUGUAUUAACAUAUUAAAAACAUUUACCUAAAAAAAAAUAGUAAGUUUAUUUUUAAGGAACUCUAAAAAUGGGAAAUAAAUUAGAGGGUUAAGAAUUCUAUAAAAAUAAAAUAGAAUUUGAAGGAGAAUUUAAAAAUAAUUAACCAGUAGAAGGUAAAUUUACUUAUGGUCCAAAACAUGUGUUUUAAGGAAUUAUAUAAGAUUAUAAAAGAAUCAAAGGAAUUUUGAUUUACAAAAAUUAAUAAUUUGAAGGUGAUUUUGAAAACGAUAGAAUUAAAAAGGGGAGGAUAAUAUAUUCUGAUGGUAGUGAAUACGAGGGCGAUUUUGAAAAUGGAUUGAAAUGUAUUAAAUUUAAAUAGGUUAGCUUGUUAGGAAGGUAGAUUAACAUUUGCAAAUUAUAAGAUAGUAUAUACAGGAGCAUUUAAAUAAAAUAGAAUGCAUGGGAAGGGAAAAUUAACAAUAUUAGAAACAAAGGAAGAUUUAGAAGUGGAAUAUAAUUAAGGAAAGUGUCUAACAGAACUUCCAGAUGCUUUUAAAUAAGCUAUGGAGAAGAAUAGUGGAUAAGAGGUGAAAAAAAAGGAGGACCAAAAAUAAUAGGAUAAGAAGGAAAAUAAUGAUGGUUAAAUAGAAGAAGAUAUAUAGGAAGGAUUUGGAGAUGAAGGAAAUGAUUAUAAUGAAGAAGAAGGUUGA
Molecule: messenger RNA, 1941 nt
Organism: Paramecium sonneborni
Lineage: Eukaryota; Ciliophora; Oligohymenophorea; Peniculida; Parameciidae
Source: the annotation of a GenBank genome assembly